This is a messenger RNA of Candidula unifasciata, 537 nucleotides long. The record is from the annotation of a GenBank genome assembly. NCBI's taxonomy places the organism in Eukaryota, Metazoa, Mollusca, Gastropoda, Stylommatophora, Geomitridae.
AUGAGAACUAUUGCUGCUGUUUGGCAUCAUUCUGUGAAGGAUAAGGACCAUACCAGACAGAUCAAGACACGUCACGUGACUUCCAUGAACCAAUCAACGACGCUGAUGACGGUGCUGACGUUGUUAGCGUUUGGGCUAAGGCCGAGCCUAUGCUGGUGCGAGACCAGAUGCGAACAAUCCAUUCCCUCCCUGUACAGACUUCGCGCCUAUUGGUCCAGGUCUUUCAAACGAAUAGGGGAACAGCGUGUGUCGUUUGAACAGUUCUUGCUGUCGCUGGUGCAGCAGUCUGACGACGAGGUGGUGAAGCAGUUGCGUUCCUCCCUGCUGCGGAUCAUCGGCAGGUACCAGGACUGCGUCAUGGCUUGUGAGCACCAGUUCAGCAAGCGGAACCAGCGAGGCCGAGGACGAAGUCGCAAACUGAAGCAGUUGUCAAAGGUUACCACAAUUUUGAGACAAAGGUCAACCCUUGAGAAAGAUGACAACACGGACAUUCUUCUGUCGUUUCAAAGUGCAAGACUUGUCACACACUUGACCUGA